This is a messenger RNA of Talpa occidentalis (Iberian mole), 2992 nucleotides long. RefSeq names its product TANK binding kinase 1 (gene TBK1). Gene Ontology annotation, molecular function: protein serine/threonine kinase activity; ATP binding. Gene Ontology annotation, biological process: peptidyl-serine phosphorylation. The record is from RefSeq and is a predicted model, not a curated record. The coding region runs from base 82 to 2271 and encodes 729 amino acids. Lineage: Eukaryota; Metazoa; Chordata; Mammalia; Eulipotyphla; Talpidae. The transcript is spliced from 21 exons. Gene Ontology annotation, cellular component: cytoplasm.
GUCCGGGGCGCCGGGGGCCGCGGAGCGAGGCGGGAGCGGCGGGGCCGGCGCACAACAAGAGGAUUGCCUGACUGCGCAGAGAUGCAGAGCACUUCUAAUCACUUGUGGCUUUUAUCUGAUAUUUUAGGCCAAGGAGCUACUGCAAAUGUCUUUCGUGGACGACAUAAGAAAACUGGUGACUUAUUUGCUAUCAAAGUAUUUAAUAACAUAAGCUUCCUACGUCCAGUGGAUGUUCAAAUGAGAGAAUUUGAAGUGUUAAAAAAACUCAAUCAUAAAAAUAUUGUCAAAUUAUUUGCUAUUGAAGAGGAGACAACAACAAGACAUAAAGUACUUGUUAUGGAAUUUUGUCCAUGCGGGAGUUUAUACACUGUCUUAGAAGAGCCAUCUAAUGCCUACGGACUACCGGAGUCUGAAUUUUUAAUUGUUUUGCGAGAUGUGGUGGGUGGAAUGAAUCAUCUCCGAGAGAACGGCAUUGUGCACCGAGACAUCAAGCCGGGAAAUAUCAUGCGUGUCAUCGGGGAGGACGGACAGUCUGUGUACAAACUCACAGAUUUUGGUGCAGCUCGAGAGUUAGAAGAUGAUGAGCAGUUUGUUUCACUGUAUGGCACGGAAGAAUACUUGCACCCUGACAUGUACGAGAGAGCAGUGCUGAGGAAAGACCACCAGAAGAAAUAUGGCGCCACGGUGGACCUCUGGAGCAUCGGGGUGACGUUCUACCACGCGGCCACAGGGUCGCUGCCAUUUAGGCCGUUUGAAGGGCCACGCAGGAAUAAGGAAGUGAUGUACAAAAUAAUUACUGGAAAGCCUUCUGGUGCAAUAUCUGGGGUGCAGAAAGCAGAGAAUGGACCAAUUGACUGGAGUGGAGACAUGCCUGUUUCUUGUAGCCUUUCUCGGGGACUUCAAGUACUCCUUACCCCCGUUCUGGCAAACAUCCUUGAGGCAGAUCAGGAAAAGUGUUGGGGUUUUGACCAGUUUUUUGCAGAAACAAGUGACAUACUUCACCGAAUGAUAAUUCAUGUUUUUUCACUACAACAAAUGACAGCUCAUAAGAUUUAUAUUCAUACCUAUAAUACUGAUACUGUAUUUCAUGAACUGGUCUAUAAACAAACCAAAAUUAUUUCUUCCAAUCAAGAACUUAUAUAUGAAGGAAGACGCUUAGUUCUAGAACCAGGAACUCUGGCCCAGCAUUUUCCUAAAACUACUGAGGAAAAUCCCAUCUUUGUAGUAAGCCGAGAAUCUCUGAAUACCGUAGGACUGAAAUAUGAAAAAAUUUCCCUCCCUAAAGUACACCCACGUUACGACUUGGAUGGGGACGCUAGCAUGGCUAAGGCAAUAACAGGAGUUGUGUGUUACGCCUGCAGAGUGGCCAGCACCUUGCUGCUUUACCAGGAGUUAAUGCGAAAGGGGAUACGAUGGUUAAUAGAAUUAGUUAAAGAUGAUUAUAAUGAAACUGUUCACAAAAAGACAGAAGUUGUGAUCACACUGGAUUUCUGCAUCAGAAACAUUGAAAAAACUGUGAAAGUGUAUGAAAAGUUGAUGAAGGUCAACCUAGAAGCAGCAGAGUUAGGUGAAAUUUCAGACAUACACACCAAAUUGUUGAGACUUUCCAGUUCUCAGGGAACAAUAGAAACCAGUCUUCAGGAUAUCGAAAGCAGAUUAUCUCCAGGUGGAUUGCUGGCAGAUGCGUGGGCCCACCAAGAAGGCACUCAUCCAAAAGACAGACAUGUAGAAAAGCUACAAGUCUUGUUAAAUUGCAUCACAGAGAUUUACUAUCAGUUCAAAAAAGACAAAGCAGAACGUCGACUAGCUUAUAAUGAAGAACAAAUCCAUAAAUUCGAUAAGCAAAAACUGUAUUACCAUGCAACAAAGGCUAUGACCCACUUCACAGAUGAAUGUGUUAAAAAAUAUGAGGCAUUUUUUGAUAAGUCAGAAGAAUGGAUGAGAAAGAUGCUUCAUCUUAGGAAACAGUUAUUGUCCCUGACGAAUCAGUGUUUUGAUAUUGAAGAAGAAGUGUCCAAGUAUCAAGACUACACCAAUGAGUUACAAGAAACUUUACCUCAGAAAAUGUUUGCAGCCUCCAGUGGAAUCAAACAUGCCAUGACCCCAGUUUACCCCUGUUCUAACACAUUAGUGGAAAUGACUCUUGGUAUGAAGAAAUUAAAAGAAGAAAUGGAAGGGGUGGUUAAAGAACUUGCUGAAAACAAUCAUAUUUUGGAAAGAUUUGGCUCUUUAACCAUGGAUGGUGGCCUUCGAAAUGUUGACUGUCUUUAGCUUUCUUAGAAGCUUGAGAAAAUUUCAUUUUGCACAAGAAGAUAAUGCUGAGGCAUGAAAUGAGGGCCUCUACCGGUGAUCUCCUGUUUCUAGCUUCAGUAUUUGAUGUGUUUGUAUAAAUAUGUACGAUAUUGUAAAUACAUAAAAAAUAUAUAAAUUUUUGGCUGCUGUUAAGAUGUAAUUUUACCUUUUAACAUUUAUAAUUAUAUGAGGACAUUUGACCUCAGUGAGCAGAGAAGAAAGCCAUGACUGCUGUGUUGAGACACUGACCCUCUCCUCCUCUGAGUGAGGCUGACUCAGUCUUGCAUCUCUGACUACCCACGGGAAACAUUUUAAGUGGAACCGACAGUGGCACCCUUACAGAUCAGAAAAGACUGACAGCUGGCAUGUCUGCAAGGGGUAGAGAGAGGUGACUUCUGUGAGUGGGGAGCAGAACCAAACACUGUCUUCAUAGGGUCACAAUUUUUUUGAGAAGGAUAAAGUGGCAUUAUUUCAUUUUACAAGGUGCCCAGAUCCCAGUUAUUCUUGUAUCUGUUUAAUUUCAGAUUAUUAUUGAGCAAAAUUUUUGAAGUGAUUUAAUUAUUAACAAGUCGUUUUUAUUUUGACCACAAAGUGUAAUUGUUAUUAAAAAAUUAGGAAAAUUUCAACUGUUUCAAGCUGUAUAUUCUUUAAUUCUGCUUACCACUUCAUGAAAAAAAGUCAAUAAAUUUCUCAAUUUUAA